CUCAGACCAUCGCUGUGAACCUGAGGAAGAACCUCUUCUUACAGGAGAGCGUCACACGUCUGCUUCCCUUUCUGGACAGGAUUGUAUUUAAAAGGCCCAGUCCCGGCUUUGUGUUGACUGCCAUCAGAGAGAUCUAUAAAGCUCGUGCCAGUCCCAUUAUACCCAGUUUACUGAGGUCACUGGAUCAUGUGAUCAACCUGACCUGCAGAGAGAUGGACUCUGUGGACUGUGCUGCUCUGCUCUUCACCCUCAAACACAGUGACAGAGUUAAACUGAACCUCCAGUGGACCUCCAUACCAACAGGAGACACAGAGUCCAUCCUCUUUACGCUGGACAAAGUUUCUCAGCUCAGUGUGGACAGGAACCUGCUGCUGAGGCUGGUGCACUGCUGUGCUGCCUCUGACGCCCAGCAGGGGGCAGCAGUCGGCCUGCUCAGGACUGUGCAGGACAGGCUGGAUCUGUCCUGCUCCUCCUGUGUGGAGCUGCCAGAGGAGGAUCAGAGGGAGACUCUCAGUCUGACCGGUGAGGACUGCGGGGCCGUCUCCGCCAUCCUGAGACGCAGCGUCCGGGACACACAGCUCAACCUGCAGGACUGCGAGGUGGAGGACAGCGGACUGGACCUGCUGUUUCCUGUCCUCCGCAGAGUCCGCCUCAGAGCCAGUAAAGCCGUCCUCCUCCAGCUGGUGUCCCUGGUUCCUGUGAACAGUGAGGGGGACACAGUGAGACGGGCGGUGUCCCUGUGUAGAGCCCUGGACGGAGAGCUGGACCUCAGUCACACCUCACUGGAUCAGAGGGCCUGUGGAGCUUUGGCCCUGAUGCUGGACUCCUCUGAAGGGCUGACAGAGCUGGACCUCAGUCACUGUGAGCUCACCGACCAGCUGCUGCUCACACUCAUCACACAUCUGCACAAAGUCCAGGUCCUGGAUCUGAGUCACAAUAAGAUCUCUGAUGCUUCAGCUGGAAAGUUACUCCACCUGGUCUCCAUCAACCCCUCCAUCGGCACUGUGCGACUCUUCAGCAACAACAUUGUGGACCGAACACCCUUUAAGAAAGACAAGCGGUUUGAACUCUGGUGACCCGCUCGUCAGCGUGGAGGCCCCAGGUGGGUGCUGCACAUUGGUGGAGGCUGAGAGGAGUAUCUGAGAUAAAUGGCUGUAUAAAUGUAAUCCAUGAAGAAGACUUUCAGGUGUUGUUUAUCGUAACCAGCUACCUGAUAACAUCGCUCACAUGUUCAUCAGUUUACAGUUUUAACAUGAUAGUUGGAUUAUUUGUUAAAUAUGUACCGUUCAUCAGCUGGUGGUUCUUCGUCCCAUAACCCCCUGCUUCUGUCUCUGGACUGAAAAAGUUCAUGGUGCCUCAUGAGGACUGAACUGAAGUCCUCUAUGAUCCUGAGCUGAGGGCCUGGAGGUCCUUGAACUGUCUCAGUCUUUCCUUUGGCUCCAGGGACGGUGAUGUCGGCUCCGGUCCCUCCACCACUUUGGUCCAGGUCAUGAAAUGUGGUUCAGACCUUCAUGGUUCCCAGAAGAUGAAUCCUACUGACUGUGGUGAUCUUUAUGUUUCUCAUCUCUAAAAGCUGCUCGGUCUUUCGUCUGGACUUUAAAUCUUUAAACUGUUCUCAGAAAUUUCUAAUCAGGGACCCUGUUUUGUUUUUUUUCCAAGAGACAAUUAAUCCAUUACCAGAUUAGAAAACACUGUAUGAAGUUAUUUCUGCCUGUAAGUGAUCUUUU
Molecule: messenger RNA, 1727 nt
Organism: Micropterus dolomieu (smallmouth bass)
Lineage: Eukaryota; Metazoa; Chordata; Actinopteri; Centrarchiformes; Centrarchidae
Product: NACHT, LRR and PYD domains-containing protein 14-like
Molecular function (GO): protein binding
Source: RefSeq, a predicted model, not a curated record